AACCCGAACAAAGCAGCCGAGCUGCUGGUUUAUUGGGGUUCCGUUCAAAAUACCAACGAAGUAACCGCCAAUUCGAUUCCAACAACAAUUCAGAACCGCGCGUCUUCCUGGAAGCAUCUCGAAAUAACAAUAUGGAAGUGUACGAAUUUAAGAAAACCUUUCUUACCCGUCUUAUGGAGACAAGAAACGUGUUGAACGGCGGUGGUGGCAGCAUCCGUGCGUCGGAGGUACGCUCGGAGUGGAUCUCCUACAUCGAAGUGGUCGUCGAACCGACGGGUUGGCAAGCACUCUGGAAGGCUUCCCGGGCGGUGUGCGAGAAACUCUCGGUCAAGUAUCCGCUGGUCGUCCUCGGCACCGUGGAUCAGGUGUUGUUUGAUGAUCUGCAGGCCAGCUUCAUCGUCGAGGCGAUACAGGAUGACGAUGGGCAGCUGUUGGAGAAGCAGUUGGUGGUGGAUUUGGAAGAACUCUGGCCACUGCGGGAGCAAAACAAUCCGGCCCUUAACGUGACCAUCACGGCGGACUGCAUCGACAAGCUGCGUUUCUUCUACCAGAACCUGUGGAUGCCGUGGGACGCCGAAGAGCAGGAUGAUCAUGGCUGGGUCGAAAAGCAUCUGGAAUCGCGCAUCCGCUUCUGCCACGAUCUGAAGAACAAAGCCAUGUCCUGGCAGUUAUCGUCGCACGUAUUGUCCCUGCUCGCCGAGGCACGCUACAUCCAGAGAAAGCUGAAACUGUGGGAGGACGAGGAGGACGACUGCCCAGAGAACGAAGCGGAUAACGAUGAGAAGGAGCUCAACGAUACGUCGAUCCUGGAAAACGAACGAUCGUGUGAUCUGUUGAAGCUAAACAUGCGCCUUGCGGCCAUCAAAAAUGAGAUGGAAAUCCUGGAGAACCCGGUCAUGCGAGCUGUGUUCGAAAAGGUGCGCUUUGGGAAUGGCAAAAAACUUACGGAGCAAUCGCGACUGGCCUUCAUCGUGACGCAGAUCGAUACGGUGGAGAAACAGCUGGAGUAUCUGGAGCGAACGAAGGCUUUGAUCGAUGGUGAGAUGCAGGUAAAAAUGUGCGAAUCACUGCAACACGCCCUCGAUCACUGCAGUCCGGACAGUGCGAUCUACCUGCCGCCCGGUACGCGACAAAACAUUAAGUUCCUGGCCUACCUCAACAGCGGGGGUUCGUUCCGGGGUGUUGGUAAUGCAAACUUCCUCGAGAAUUACGAACAGGCGAUUAAAAGCAAUGCCACCAUCGCUUCGAAGGAUGAUGAUAGUGUGCUGCUGACGAUCGAUGGAGAUUUUACGCUGGAAAACAUUCAUCUCGAUUGCUCAAACGUGCGUACCGGUGUGAUGGUGAAGGAGGGAAGCGUGCUGUUCCGCAAUUGCUGCUUUACCGGAGAUCCUACCUCAAGCACCAAGCAAGGCGUCGUCGUCUUCGGAAACUGUAACCUAGCGUUCGAAAACUGUCUCAUCAAAGAGUUCUCGACUGGCAUCUACAGCAACAGCGAUUGCACGAUCCGCCUCGUUAACACGACCAUUCAGAAGUGCAUGAACGGCGUAGAGGUGCUUGAUCAGUGCAUGGUGCACUUCGAUACGGUCACGAUCCGAGAGUGUCAACAGUACGGUGUGCUUUUGGAGGAUUUCAACGAAGAUCUUGAAACCACCAAUGCACCACCGGCAGCGGGAGCGACGAUGGCGUCGAAUUCAUCGCAAGUCUACGAAGACUUCAACAUGAUCGACCGGGAAGAGUUCAGCUUUGCGGGUCGCAACGAAUUUCAUAGCAACGCCAAGGGUAACUUUGUCAUUCGGAAGGUGUACAGCACCCGAUUCAACAGUUCUUGCUUCAUCGAGGAAAUCGACGCCGAUGGAACGUUCGAGCACGAUGGGGAGGAUACGCUGCAACAGGACCGGACUGCUUGUAACAACACGAAUGUAAGUUUUGGGAUCGAUAUGCCAGAUGCAUCCAUUUUCUCCUCAACCAAGCAACAAUCGGUGUGCGACGAAAACGACGAAACAUACUUGAAGAAAAGCCUAUCUGAGGAUCGUUCGACCAACGAUACCGGACUGGCGGGAUCGUUGACGCAUUCUGAAGAGGGCGCCCAAGACGACAACGACGAUGAGGAAGACCCGACCAGUUUCAAUGAGCGAAGCACAAUCGGAGAACAAUUUGAGGAUGAUGAUGGAGAGGUGCAGAUUGAAACUUCGUCCGGCCGGAAACGACUGUUCAGCAAAGAACUACGCUGUAUGAUGUACGGUUUCGGGGACGACCAGAACCCGUACACGGAGAGCGUCGAUCUGCUCGAGGAUCUCGUGGUCGAGUUUAUCACCGAGAUGACCCACCGUGCGAUGGAAAUUGGCAGAACGGGACGAGUACAGGUCGAGGAUAUUGUGUUCCUUGUGCGUAAAAACUCCCGCAAAUACGCCCGUGUGAAGGACCUGCUGACGAUGAACGAGGAAUUGAAGCGUGCCCGGAAGGCGUUCGAUGAGAUUAAAGACGAUCGCAUGAUCGUGAUGCUCAACUCGCCUUCGACCGAGCUUCGUGUCGUAGAAACAAGCGGCAUCGCCAGCAACGUACACGUUGGAACGAGCCCUCAGCUCAGCAUCAACCAGAAAACCGCCAUUCGUUACUUUGAUGAUUUUAUGUUGCGAACGAGAUGCAAAACCACCUACUUUUUGCGAAAAACAGAACGAACACCGAGGUGUUUGAUGCAUCUACUAGCGUGGAGCUUUGUUUUUGCUCAGAAAUGUCAUCCUCUUGGAAAACCGCCCAGCACGCUAAGGGGGAAAACGCCGAUCGUGCUCGUUUUUAUCAAGCUAGUUCCGAAUUACGUCACAGCCGUGCCUGCUAAAAUGUCAGUUCUGCGACUCUUUGGUGGUGAAAUCAUUUCCAUUUAUCGCCAAACAUUACUCACUUCGUUCGCCGGCCCUGCAGCGAGGCAUUUCGGCACGAUCUCCCAACAGCUGCGAGCGGCGGCCAGCACGGAAAAGGAAGCGGAACCGGCGGAAGAAGGCGGUUUGGGUGGGGACGAGGAACAACCAGAGGCCAGCGAUAAGCAGCGCGGUGCGCCGGAAGAUGAUCCGAAGGAUCGUACACGCCUGAUCCCGGUGGAAACGAGCGUCCGGUAUUUGGCUAGCGAAGCGUACCGACAAACCUAUCAAGACGAUCCGGUGUGGAAACACUAUCGACGUAAUCACAAAGGUGCCUAUCCGUCGAAGAAAACGCGCAAAACGUGUAUACGCAAGGGUCGCAUCUCGACCGGGAACCCCUGUCCGAUCUGUCGUGACGAAUACCUUGUGCUCGAUCAUAACAACAUCGAUCUGCUGAAGCAAUUCAUCUCUCCGCAGACGGGUGAAGUGUUGAGCUACCGGGUAACGGGGCUAUGCCAGAAGAAGCACCUGCAGCUGCUCGUAGCCGUGGAACGAGCGAUGGACCGUGGUAUGCUAACGUUCGAUGUACCAUUCCGAGAGUACGAUUACAGUGAAUAUUACACGACGAACGACGUGAAGAAAGCGGUCAAAUAGGACACAGAGAG
Molecule: messenger RNA, 3520 nt
Organism: Anopheles darlingi
Lineage: Eukaryota; Metazoa; Arthropoda; Insecta; Diptera; Culicidae
Exons: 5
Coding region: 132-3509 (1125 amino acids)
Biological process (GO): transcription by RNA polymerase II; translation; male meiosis cytokinesis
Cellular component (GO): ribosome
Molecular function (GO): protein heterodimerization activity; structural constituent of ribosome
Source: RefSeq, a predicted model, not a curated record